CCUCCCCGAGAAGAACGCUGGACCGAGGACCAGGGUGAGAUACAGGGAUAUCCAACCCAAAAAAAUAAGGUAUCCCACUGGCCAUCAGGAAUGUGUCGGCAAGCGUCCAUUAGAUCCAUUAACACAUCGGGUUCCAUAAGCUAAAAUGGUCCAUUUUACUAUUCGGGAGGUUGUGUCCUUCUUUUGCGCGAUUCUGCCUGUCUUCCUGUUUUUGGCGCCGUUCACUGUCUUGCUGCCUGUGAUCUGUGGCAGAAGGUCACUAGACAUGCCACCGCUAGCGUUUAUCGCGCAAAUGUUGCAAUGCGGCCUCUGGUUUGUACAUGGCACCGGCUUAAGGAACUCGCAGUGCACAUAUGUGAAUUUUGGAGGUCUGGUCACAGGAUUCCUGUAUUCCAUCCUUUACCGUGUCUACAGCGGCGAAAGAGGACAGCACCAGCUCCAAGAAGUAGGAGAUGCAAAGAAUAAAGAUGGAGAGCUGCGUCAUAUAGUUCUAGUUGCUCCUUCUGGAACGGAAGAGCAGGAGCCUGAAACAGAGCAAGUAGAGCAGGAAGAGGCUGCAUGCGACGAAGAAUCGGAAAAGCUUCUCAACCAUUCUCCCAACGUGCUCUUCGACGAUGGGGAAGAAAAUUCCCUGGAAGCUCGAGGAAGAGCCUAUGACUCUUUGUCGACCCUAUAUCAUGUGGGGAAAGGAAGCGAAGCAACUACACAGGCGAAUUUUCAAGUCCGCGACCGGAACACCAAUAGCAGGGAUCCGACAUCAACUACUCGCUACACAAUUCAGUGGUCAUUUCAAUUCUCCGCUUCCGUAGUUGUUUUGCUGGUCUGCGCAAUGUUGUUUAUACUCCUUGGAGGAAGCUUCGAGUUCUUCGCUGCGAUGACAAAGCAGCUUUUUACGGAGGGCUCUAUCACGAGUGCGACGGGCGCCUAUCCUGACUAUCACGACCAUCCACAAUUACUCCCGUUGUAUUGGUUUCUCUGCAUCUUGGGGUGGCUCGCAUUUGCGUCAAAUGUCGCCAUGUUCAGCCAUCCCAUCGCGGUGUUGCCUGAAGUGCUCCGGACGGGCAAAACCGAUCUCAUGGGGUCCACUUCAAUGAAUCUCACGGGGUUCUUGAAUUCCUUUUUUUGGGCAGUUAGUGCUCUUUUCUACAUAGGCCGCAGUGGGCCCGUGUGGUCGCUUGCAGUCUCCAAUCUGCUCGGUGCACUCUUCUCCAUGAUUGCGUUGGGUCUGAGACUCAAGCUCUUUUUCUGCGGCGAGAGGGAGACGAGCACAUAAGAAGUAACAGUAAAAGCACCCUACUGAAGAACUAUAUGCAGCAGUAUCCUCGUCCUGAAGAAUUACUAUCACACGCAGCAGUUGAGGACGAAAUAUGAAGCGUCUUUUUCGAAAUGCUGACCCUGACGCCGCCGGGGAUCUUGAAGAAAAUGAGGAGAAGGAGGAGGACGCGGGCGCGGGCGCGUAUUUGUGGAGUAGAAGAAAAUGUUUUUUAUCAAUAUUCACAUUGAUACUUUUUGUUUUUCUUUUCUCGAAUCGCAAAAAAGAGGAUGGGUAUUAAGACAACAUACAAUGUACCCACUGCUGAGAUGUAUCAAGACUUCGAUGGAGUUUGAGAGGUGUAUUGUGUGCACCAAGAAGAAGUGUACUUAAGUCAGAUUUAGCGUAAAAGAGAAUGUAAGACCAUGCCCUGCUCGUAAAAUCCACGCGGAUUCAGCACAGAACAUUUCUCAUCUGGUCAAGUAUAU
Messenger RNA from Amoebophrya sp. A25, 1740 nucleotides. NCBI's taxonomy places the organism in Eukaryota, Dinophyceae, Syndiniales, Amoebophryaceae. The record is from the annotation of a GenBank genome assembly.